CCUGCUUCCUCCUCCUCCCCGCCCCCGCCGAGAUAUUUAUUUCCCUCCUCCACCCCCCAUCCGUCCUCGCUUGCUUGUUCAAACAGCUCUUCUCCUCCGUACAACAACCACCUCAACGGUGUCCUCCCUCACCUUCGGCUCGAACUGCAGAGGAUGGUUCACCUGCCGCACAUGGGGAAGCUGCGGCGGGGGGUGAAGGAGGAGGCGGUGGACGACGACGGCGGCGCCGCGGGGGCGGCCGGGGCUGAGGCGUCGCCGUUCCAUAAGAGGUCCCGCCUCGCCCAGCAGCAGCAGCCGCAGCAAUGGAGCACAGGUGGUGCUAGCGUGUCAAAUCAGCAGUCGACGCAACAUGAUUUCCUUGAGGAGCCUAGUCCACUUGGCUUGCGGCUUAAGAAGAGCCCCUCUCUCGUGGAUUUGAUCCAAAUGAAGCUUGUGCAAGCCGGUAAGGCCAAAGAUGCCCAGCAUGGUGGCACUGCUAGUGCCUCGGAGAAAUUAAAAGCCUCCAACUUCCCUGGCUCUGUUCUAAGAAUCGGAUCUUGGGAGUGGGUAUCAAGGUACGAAGGUGAUCUUGUUGUGAAAUGCUAUUUUGCAAAGCACAAACUCGUGUGGGAAGUACUGGAUGGUGGUCUCAAGAGUAAAAUUGAGAUACAGUGGUCUGAUAUCUGUGCACUUAAGGUGGUUUGUCCAGAAACGGAACCUGGCACCCUGGAAAUCGCGUUGUCCAGGCAACCACUUUUCUUUAGAGAAACGAAUCCACAGCCAAGGAAGCACACUUUGUGGCAGGCCACUUCUGAUUUUACUGCUGGACAGGCAAGCAGGCACAGGAGGCACUUUCUUCAGUGUGCGCCCGGAAUGAUGAAUAAGCAUGUAGAGAAGCUUGUUCACUGUGACCCACGUCUAUGCUCGCUAAGCCAGCAAAAUGAUAUCACGUUGGAGAAUCCGUACUUUGAAUCAAGAUCUUCCAUAUUUGAAGACCCAGAUGAUGUAAAGUGCCAAAAUUUUGUGCAUAAUAAAGAUGAUGACGAUCAGUUAACCCCUCAAAGAUUUAGAGAACUAUUACAGCAUCAUUCUGCAUCUGGUAGGAUAGAUGCUGAAGAAAGACAGGAAGCUGGAACAUCAGAUGGCUUGGCUCGAGAUUUCUCUAAUUCAGUUGCUGACGGUCAAGUGAUUAAACAAGACGAUGGUUCCAGUGUGGGUGAACCACAUACAAGCAUCCUUCUUAGUUGGAACGGUUUUAAGUUGCCAGGGAUCCAGCGCUCCAUGUCCAAGAGUGAGAUAGCAAACCACAUUGGGCACCACAUCUACAGACAUAUGUAUUCAGGGGACCUACCCGCAGCUGAUGGUGGUGCUGGCACAUCAGGUAAACUGGCCAUAGAUGACAUCACCCGGUACCUCCUGAACGACUCUCAGAUCCUCGACAGUGGUAAUGACUCAACGGGUAAACUAGCAUUUGAUGAGAUGACCCGGCAACUUCUGAACGACUCCCAAAUCACUAUUGCUGCUGAUGAGAGGAUGCUCAUGUCAAGGGUCAAUUCUCUGUGCUCAUUGAUCCACAGAGAUUCAUGCACAGGCCAGGUAAACCCUGGUGUUCAUAGUGAUAAUAAUGAGAUUUAUGAGAGAAAGCCCCAAGCUUAUGCGCCUCCUGUUGAAGGAGACAGUGGCAAUGGCUCAUUGCCUCCAAGGCAAGAACCAUUUGGGGACCUGCUUACGCAUCUGCCGCGCAUCUCAUCAUUUCCUCAUUUCUUGUGAGUUGAGUUUGGUUCCUAGGGAGUGAAAAUGUGCAGUGGGGCCUGUAGGUUGAUGAACUGUUGUGUGUAGAAAUUUUUGCCGGGAAUCAACAUGACUCCUUUAUUCUUCUUUCUUGUAUGUACAGUAUCAGGUAGGAUAAUUUUAGGCAAGCCCUUUUGGCUCCAUAACAUGACUGUCCUAUGUUC
Molecule: messenger RNA, 1934 nt
Organism: Aegilops tauschii subsp. strangulata
Lineage: Eukaryota; Viridiplantae; Streptophyta; Magnoliopsida; Poales; Poaceae
Source: RefSeq, a predicted model, not a curated record